AUGUCAAGAGUAAUUGUCAAGGGUCUGCCCAAAUAUCUUACCGAAGAGCGGUUAAAACAACACUUCGUAAAUAGAAUCGAACAAAGACGUCAGGGGACAGAAACUAAGGAUCUCAUCACAGAUGUGAAGUUAAUAAGAAACAGACUUGGAGAAUCAAGAAGAUUUGCGUUCCUUGGCUUUCGGUCAGAAGAGGAUGCGUUAGAUGCAGUUCGGUAUUUCGACGGAUCUUUCAUUGACACGUCCAAGAUAGAAGUGGCGAUGGCCAAGACGUUUGCCGAUCCUAGCGUUCCAACGCCCAUGAAGGAGAAACGUCGUGAAGCUUUGAAGAGACUAAGGGAAAAAGAGGAAAAGCUUUUAGAAGAAACUCGAGCGAAGAAGAAGGCUAAGGAAGAAUUGAAAAAGCCUUCGAUAGACGCGGAAAUCCAAAAGAAUAAGCAACUUCAAGAAUUUAUUGAAACUAUGAAGCCAAGUUCGCAGCUUAAAUCUUGGGAUACACUGGGUGGUGCAGCUAAUAAUUCGGAAGAAGGGGGAAUCACGCCAUCUGAGGCCCCACCAGUCAACUCUUUGUUGUCACAGGCGUUGGCGCUGAGGGGGGAUGACGAAACUCAAUCUAAGGACGUUUUCAAAGCUUUGGAAAAUGAGAGUGAUGACGAGUAUACAACCUUGGAUAAGGUCGAGAAUGAAGAUGAGGACAAGGAACAGAUGGUAAGCCUAGGCUCCUUCAAUUCUGGUGAAAGUGAAACUAUUCCUGAAGACGACAACAUUGCACAAGAUGAGAAGGUUUCUGAUUUAGAUUGGCUGAAACAGCGUCGUGUCAGAAUUAGUGAGCAUCAAGAAAAUAAUGGUGGGCAUUUAGAUGGCACAGCUGUACAGAAGAAAGAUUCCAACGAUGAAGAGAACCAUGACGUCGGUACCUCGGAGAAUCAAAAAACUGACCAGCAAGAUGUAGAAGAACAAUCCAUAUCAGAUGAAGAGAAAAUAAUACAAAAAAUCAAAGAAACAGGUAGGUUGUUUCUUCGUAAUAUUCUUUACACAUCAACUGAAUCGGAUUUCAGACAGUUGUUUUCUCCAUUCGGUAAAUUGGAGGAAGUUCACGUUGCUUUAGACACAAGAACCGGAAAGUCAAAGGGAUUUGCUUAUGUGCUUUUCAGUAACCCCGAGGACGCUGUAAAUGCCUAUAUUGAAUUGGACAAACAAAUUUUCCAAGGAAGAUUACUACAUAUUUUACCUGCAGAUGCUAAGAAGACCCAUAGGCUCGACGAAUUUGAUCUUAAGAAUCUUCCUUUGAAAAAACAAAAAGCAUUGAAAAGAAAAGCGAAUGCUGCUCAAGAAACGUUCUCUUGGAACUCUUUAUACAUGAGUCAAGAUGCCGUGCUCAGCAGUGUUGCAUCAAAACUGGGUGUGGAAAAGUCCGAUCUGAUAGAUGCUACCGAUUCUGGCGCUGCUGUGAAGCAAGCUUUGGCUGAAGCCCAUGUGAUAGGUGAUGUUCGGAAAUAUUUUGAAUCCAAGGGUGUUGAUUUGGCAAAGUUUUCUCAAUUUAAAUCUCCCUCUGAAAGGGAUGAUUGUGUCAUAUUGGUCAAGAAUUUUCCCUUUGGUACUACUAGAGAAGAAAUAGCAGAACUCUUUUUAUCUUUCGGUAAACUUCAACGAGUUUUGAUGCCGCCUGCGCGUACGAUUGCUAUCAUACAGUUUCGGGACGCAAGCGCAGCAAGAGCCGCAUUUACAAAACUUUCCUACAAAAGGUUUAAAGAUGGCAUCCUGUAUCUUGAGAAAGGACCCAAAGGCUGUUUCACAAGGAAUGCUCAAGAUGAUGAGACUGUGGAAGCAGGUCAAGAUGAGUCAAAUAAGGAUGUAAAAGAGGUGAGGGCAACUGUCGAUGAUGUUAUGGAUGUCAGCAAGCGUCCAGCCGAGCCAGAGAGCGAAACGGUUUCCGAAGAUAUAUUCGAAGGACCCACAGUCUCUAUUUUUAUAAAGAACUUGAACUUUUCCACGACGACCACAGAACUCUCUGCUAAAUUUAAACCGUUCGAAGGAUUUGUCGUUGCGCAGGUUAAGACAAAACCAGAUCCGAAGCGCCAAGGUAAGACAUUAUCCAUGGGUUUUGGGUUUGCCGAAUUCAGAACUAAAGACCAAGCACUAGCUGCGAUUUCUGCGCUGGAUGGAAGUGUUUUAGAUGGCCAUAGAGUUCAGCUAAAACUGUCUCACAGAGCAGGCAGUGCGAAGAGUGCUACAAAAGGUUCUAAGAAGAAGACUAGUGGUAAGAUUAUUGUCAAAAACUUGCCAUUUGAAGCAGCCAGAAAGGACGUCUUUGAACUAUUCAGUUCAUUUGGCCAGCUCAAAUCUGUCAGGGUUCCAAAGAAAUUUGACAAGUCCGCGAGGGGGUUCGCAUUUGUUGAGUUCUUACUACCAAAAGAAGCCGAAAACGCAAUGGACCAAUUACAAGGUGUCCACUUGUUGGGUCGUAGGUUAGUGAUGCAAUACGCAGAGCAAGAGCCCGAAGAUGCAGAAGAGCAAAUUGAAAGGAUGACAAGAAAGGUGAAAUCCCAAGUUGCUACCAGAGAACAGGCCGCUAUGAGAAAUGGUGGAAAGAGAAAACUUGAGCUUGAUGACGACGUGGACGAAAACGAUGGAUUGAAUGGUAUAUAA
Molecule: messenger RNA, 2646 nt
Organism: Lachancea fermentati
Lineage: Eukaryota; Fungi; Ascomycota; Saccharomycetes; Saccharomycetales; Saccharomycetaceae
Source: the annotation of a GenBank genome assembly